This is a messenger RNA of Cyphellophora attinorum, 1803 nucleotides long. RefSeq names its product putative HC-toxin efflux carrier TOXA. The record is from RefSeq and is a predicted model, not a curated record. Gene Ontology annotation, molecular function: transmembrane transporter activity. NCBI's taxonomy places the organism in Eukaryota, Fungi, Ascomycota, Eurotiomycetes, Chaetothyriales, Cyphellophoraceae. The transcript has 3 exons. Gene Ontology annotation, biological process: transmembrane transport. Bases 1 to 1803 code for a protein of 600 amino acids.
AUGAAGCUCCCGUGGUCGAAAAGUGCCGCUGAUACAAAACCCUCUACAGCAGACUCUUCGCCUGCGUCAGAGGUUGAUGCGAUCAACAAGGAGACAGGUCAAUCAAGUACAGAAAAGCCGACUGCAGAUGAGCCAAUAACAGAAGCACCAGCCGCGGAGACGGUAGAGACACCGAACAACAAGACAGAAACUUUGAAUCCAAACACCGAGACAACCACGUCCGAAGCUGAACGAACACCUUCCAAUGCUGCUUCAGAAGCCGAAGAUGAGUCGAAGUACGUCAAGGGUGUGCCUCUGGCAUUUUUAGUGCUCGGCCUGUGCCUGACCACGUUUGUCAUCGCACUCGACAACACAAUUAUUGCGACCGCCAUUCCUCGCAUCACUUCCGUCUUCAACUCGCUUGACGAUGUAGGCUGGUACGGCUCAAGCUAUUUGCUGACAACGACCUCGCUGCAGCCAUCAUUUGGUAAGGUCUAUGGCUAUUUUAACAUCAAAUGGACCUACAUGAUUGCACUUGCCAUCUUUGAACUUGGUUCCGUGAUCUGCGGAGCCGCGGUCAGCUCGCCUAUGCUCAUCGUUGGCCGUGCCGUGGCCGGCGUUGGCGCGGCAGGCCUGUUCUCUGGCGGCAUGACCAUCAUUGGGUACAGCGUGCCGCUCCGCAGACGGCCCAUUUUCAUCGGUCUCGUCUCUUCAAUGUUUGGCAUUGCCUCUGUUGUCGGCCCAAUACUAGGAGGAGCCUUUACUGACCGCGUAUCAUGGCGCUGGUGCUUCUACAUCAACCUCCCAAUCGGCGCCAUCUCCCUCAUCGUCGUCUUCUUCUUCUUCAGCAAUCCCGAACGCGAGAACUCCACUUUAAACCUCAAGCAGAAAAUCGGCCAGAUCGAUCUGAUCGGCGCCUUCUUCCUCAUCACCGCAAUCGUCUGCCUCCUCCUAGCCCUCCAAUGGGGCGGCGUCACCUACUCCUGGAAGAACUCCAAGGUCUGGGGCUGUCUCCUCGGCUUCUUCCUCCUCAUCUCCACCUUCACCGCAAUCCAACUCUACAAGGGCGAAACGGCAACCAUCCCACCGCGAAUCUUGCUCAAGCAGCGCACAGUCCUCGCCUGCGCAGUCUUCUCAGUCUUCCUCUCUAUGGCGCUGUACACGCACAUCUACUACCUCCCCUUCUACUUCCAAGCUGUCAAGGGCACCACGGCUGAAGGCUCCGGCAUACGCACGAUCCCCUAUCUCGUCAGCAACACCCUGUUCUCGAUCAUCGUCGGCGGCACGAUAACGGUCAUGGGCUUCUACGUCCCCUUCCUCUAUUUCGGCUCGGUUCUCUUCACGAUUGGUGCCGGGCUGAUCUACACCCUCAAAGUCCACUCCUCUGCGGGCCAAUGGAUCGGCUACCAGAUCCUCGCUGGAGGCGGGAGCGGGACGUGCGUGCAGAUCCCCUUCAUUGCGGUGCAGGUCGUGCUCUCGAAGAAGGACAUGCCUGUCGGCAACGGCAUAGCUAUCUUCUUCAAUAGCUUGGGUGGCGCCAUCAGCAUUAGUAUCGCGCAGAAUAUCUUCGCGAAUAGUUUGGUGAACGAGAUACCAAAGUAUGCGCCCGGAUUGGAUCCGCAGAUCUUGCUUAUGGCGGGCGCGACGAAUAUCAGGAAGGUGGUGCCGGAGGUGUUGCUGCCGGCUGUGCUGAUGGGAUACAACAAGGCGAUCACGAAUGCGUAUAUCCUCAGCAUCGCGUGUGGUGGGAUGGCGGCGUUGUGUAGUGUGCUUUUUGAGUGGAAGAGUGUCAAGGGGAAGAAUCUGAUGGCGGGUGGUGCUUGA